UCCGGCGCGCGCAACUCAAUUCAGGAAGAACGUCGAGGAAAGUCUUUAGAACUCACACACAAAAUUACACUAAACGUUCAGCUGAAAAUGUCAGAGUCUACACAUGUGUCCUCGCUUGGGAAGGGUGACAGUUUGCAUUUUCAGGUUCUCUCCUCCUUCCCUCUGUGUGACAUUACAGAGGAGGAUCUGACCCAGAACCCUCAGUUCUGUAAACUCCUGGCCAACCUGGCACAACAUGUAGACCAAACUGGACUCAUUGUCCCUCUGAAAUCAGAGCUGGAAAAGGCUGAGCAGAAGCUUCAGAGCCAGAGGCGUCACUGGCUGCGCUCCGUAAGUCUCCACAAAGGACUGCAGGAGAUGAUCCAGGACCACUGUAUCAGGAAGCACCAUGUCACCAUACCCCCUGACCAAAACCUGUUCUAUGAGACGCUGGAGAAGUGUCUGCUGGUGGCUCAGUGUAUCAGACAGCUGGAUCCCAGUAGCACUACCAACCAGGACCAGCCCUCUGUUCUGGGUCUGGACUCCCAACAGUUGAUGGACCUCAUGCCAUCAGAGAAGAAUGUUCAAAGAAUGAAACAGGCUCUUCCUAAAGAGCUGGAGAAGCAUCUGAAGAAAAGCUGCUUUAGCCUCCUCUCUUACUAUCAACCUGAAUGGGAGAAUGAGAGUGAGGGUCUGAAGACCAGCAAGCUGUCUCAUCUGGCAGCCCAGUUGGACAAAGAGAAAAAAAGAGCAGAGCGUCUGAAGGAGACCUGCCGGGAAAACACAGUCCUCAUGCAAAGACAGGCUCAACUCUACCUCUCUGAACUGAUUAAGUGUAUUCAGCUUCUCCAGUCUCUCAUAUUGGACCACAAGCUGAGAGUCCAGACAGACUUGGACCGGAAGAAGUUAGAGUACUUUGAGGGAAAAUGUGAAUUAGUCUUACAGAAGAUCAAGUCUGAGAUGGUGGAAAUUCAGCUGGACAUGUACACAGUGGACUCGAUAGCUGCUCAUAGAAAAAUAAGAGAGAAGCUGGAGUCUGAUCUGAAGGCCUGUCAGGUGGAGAAGCAAUCCGUUGAGCUAAAACUGGCCUCCUUUGAGAUCUUGGGCAAAGAGUUUGAGGCCUUGGCUGAGGAGUACUGCAGAUUACGGCAGAAGAUAGAGAUGAAUAAUUGGGCUCUGAAGGAGUUCAGCCAGUGCAACUACAAGUGAAGAUCUAGAUCUGAUGCUGGGACAACAGCCAGCCAUUCCCUUUCUGCAGUGUGUCAUUGCUCACAAUGGCAUGUUGGCUUUUGGAUGCUUGACACAGAAACUGUGUGGACUUUUGGCAAACAGGAACUAUGUAGCGUGUACAGUAGUGAGCGAACUAACUGAAGGAUUUCAAUACAGCUCCUAACUUAAGAAUGCAAAUUCUGCAUCUUCAUUACA
Messenger RNA from Etheostoma cragini (Arkansas darter), 1404 nucleotides. It is a transcript of the gene haus4, whose product is annotated as HAUS augmin-like complex, subunit 4. The coding region runs from base 88 to 1188 and encodes 366 amino acids. Gene Ontology annotation, molecular function: microtubule minus-end binding. The record is from RefSeq and is a predicted model, not a curated record. Gene Ontology annotation, biological process: spindle assembly; centrosome cycle. Lineage: Eukaryota; Metazoa; Chordata; Actinopteri; Perciformes; Percidae. Gene Ontology annotation, cellular component: HAUS complex. The transcript has 9 exons.